UGUUGCCACUUGCCGCUGAACCCCAUUAAAAAAGACAGAAAGAAGGGGAACUCGAACCCUCCCCCCAACGGUCACCUCGUCGUCGUCCCCGCCCGGAUCGCCUCCUCCCCCCGACCAACCCACCCGGUCGCCCCUCACCUCCGGACCCCGGAGAGCCCCCCCUCCCACACGAGCGGCGACGGACAAAGGAGCAGCCAGGCCGAGGAGGAUGAGGUGGAGGAGGAGUCAUCGCCAUCAGCAUUAACUCCUCGCCCCCCCUGCCCUCCCUCGAAAGCGCCACCACCGGAUCCAAUCCAACCACCUCCCCCGGCGCCCGCCUCGAGGGCCCCCCUCUCUCCCUCCCCGCAGGUUCGCUUUCUCCGAUCCUCACGAAACCGCCACGCCCCCGGCUGGGCCAUGCCCCUGCCGCCGCAGACCCAGAAGCAGCAGCAGCCGCGAUGGCGCGUUGCGGCGUGGAGGUGAUCGCCAGCAGGGGCUGCUCGAGGCUGCUCCUCCCCGGGAUGCAGCCCUCCUCCGCCUCCGCGGCCUCCUCCUCCUCCGUCUCGGUCACCCGCUCCGCCGCGGCCACGGACGCUGCCGCCCGGCGCCCGCCCGACGGCCCCUUCGCCGGCCUGGUCGUCUGCGUCACUGGGCUGUCCAAAGAGGCGAGGAGUCAGGUGAAGGAGGCCGCCGAGAGGCUGGGAGGCGACUACAGCGGCAGCCUGCACCCCAAAUGCACUCACCUCGUGGUGCAGAGCUUCGCCGGCCGCAAGUUUGAGCACGCUCUCAAGCAUGGUCCCAGGAAUGGUCUUUUUGUUGUCACGCUGGGCUGGUUUGUCGAUUGUGUUCGAAGGAACAUGAGGCUGGAUGAAUCCUUGUACAGUAUCAAGAACAUUGGGGAGAACGGCCUGCCUCUUGGGGAAUACAACCGGCUUGUUGGACUUCCUGUUAAUGAGAAGUCAUGCCUUCCACCAAUGAUUUUUCAAGACAAAGCAUGCUCGGGCACAACACAUAAGCACCAGCUUCAGCCUCAUAGAGAAGAACCUGAACAUGAUGUGUUCGUUUUUACGAAUGACACAAUCUACAUUGACCCUGGGAUAUCUGGUGACAUGAAGAAGAAGAUAUCGGACGCUGCUACGAGUGAAGAUGCAAAAUUAUUGGACCACUGGUUUAUUGGUUGCCACGCCAAAUAUGUUGUGUGUGAGGAUGCUUCUGUCAAGAGAUAUGUUGGCCACUCAGAUAACAUUGUAACACCGUUUUGGAUCUUGAAAACAGUGAAGGAGAAGAACUUGCAGCGCCUGGUCCAUUUGUCUUCAGACCUAGCUAGACAUGUUGCAGUGGUUCUAGAAAAUUUCCACACAUCUCAAGAGAAUAGGAAACUUGGGAGUGCUCCUUCUCUUAACUCCAGCGAACUGCCAACCCAAGGGGAGAUAGAUGAGGCUCGUCAGGAGAGGCAAAAAUUUGUCGAGGUAGCUAAAAAGGAUAUUCGAGACCGACGUGUUCGCCGUAUGCAGUCAUGUGAAGUACCAAUCCAUCCGCUCACACCUGUCACGCUUCUGGAUUCAAUCUGCUGGACAAUAUCUGAGCCGGUUUCAUCUGCAAGUAUUUAUAUGGAUUCUUCAUGGUCUGAAGAUGCCGAUGAGCAGCAAGGCACUACUUAUUUUGAUGCCGAUGGGGAUGGAAAGGAUAGAGACCAGUCAGCUGAUAAUUUGUCCCGCCCUCUAAGAGAAAGUGAGAGAAGCGAGGUAAUUUUUAAGAACCAUUUCUUUACCAUACUCUUCCCUCUGGAUCGUUUUGGCGAGCUUGGACCUUCUUCAAGGACAUUCUUCAGCAAUGGCGGCUUCACACGCGAACAAGUGUUGGAUCACAUCUACAAUUUCUACCAGGAUAACAUGUCAACAGACGAGAUAAACGUAGCCCUGCACACGGAUUCACGGCAUGCCGAUCGACUUCGUUCCCUGUACGGAAGUGCUGAAUGCGCUGGAUCAGGCUUUGUAAUAGCAUUCAAAAGAGUAGAUUUUUUGGGAAGCCGGAGAAGCUUCGAGGCACUAAAGCGCCUUAGCAGAGAGAACAAUAGCAAUGUAUAUGAGCUUGUGAUUAGGGCAUGAACGGCACCCGUACUCGGUGCCGUUUAGUAAAAUUUGUUUGUUGUUUACAGGAUGUGCCAUGUCCAUGUUAUGCAGAAUAAAAUUGUAGAGAAUAAUACACAGCUUAAUGAAAAGGGUUAUGAGGUAGGAA
This is a messenger RNA of Hordeum vulgare subsp. vulgare (domesticated barley), 2217 nucleotides long. RefSeq lists its product as uncharacterized. The coding region runs from base 438 to 2087 and encodes 549 amino acids. NCBI's taxonomy places the organism in Eukaryota, Viridiplantae, Streptophyta, Magnoliopsida, Poales, Poaceae. The transcript has 10 exons. The record is from RefSeq and is a predicted model, not a curated record.